AUGGAAAGCGAUUUUCAUAAAAAGUCGAAUGUGGAUCAGUUAACAAUAUUAUGUUUAUGUACAUCUUCUGAUCCCAUGAAAAGAGAUUUUCGAUGGCAAUUAUCACAUCAAAACAAUGAAACCAACAGUCAAGUUCGAAACUUUGAAGCAGGUUCAAGUUCAAAUCUAGCUACUAAUGGAAACGAUCAUGAGCAACAGCAAAUAUCCAAUGUUACAACUGGUGCUUCACUCAAUCAUCAAACAUUUCAUCAUAUCAUACAGAACACAAAUCAUGAUCUUUCUCAAACUAUUAAUGACUCUAAUCUAAUUGGAUAUCAUGGCUAUUUUAAUGGUUUUGUAUUAUCGAAUAAUAAUCGAGCAUCACCCACAAAUUCGAAUACACAAGAUAAUGAGAAAACAAAUCUAUUUAAAUAUAUUGCGACAAAUAUAAUCGGUAAAGAUUAUAUCGUCAAUGGACCAUGGGGACCUCGAAAAAUGAUUUAUGCAGAUUAUACAGCAUCAGGACGAUCUCUUCGAUUUAUUGAAAAUUAUAUACAAAACUAUGUUAUACCAUCAUAUGGCAAUACGCAUAGUGAAAAUAAUGCUUGUUCGUUACAAACAACAAAAUUUCGUGGUGAAGCACGAGCAUUAGUUAAGAAAUCUGUUAAUGCUACUGAUAAUGAUGUUGUCAUAUUUACCGGAACUGGAUCAACAGGUGCAAUACAUAAGCUUGUCAAUACGUUGCAUUUGAAUGAUGAAGAAAAUCGAAAUAAAACUGUUAUAUUUAUUAGUGCCUUUGAGCAUCAUUCAAAUAUUUUACCAUGGAAAGAAACAGGAAUCGAAAUAGUACGUAUUCCUACCAAUAAGCAAGGUCUUCUUGAUCAAGAUGUAUUAAAAGAAAAAUUAGAAUAUUAUCGUAAUAAAACAGAAAAACAUAUUCUUUGUACAUUUAAUGCUGCGAGUAAUGUAACUGGUAUUCGAACAGAUGUUGAUUCUGUUUCAACACUUGUUCAUCAACAUGAUGGUUGGAUUUUUUGGGAUUAUGCAGCAGCAGCACCGUAUGUUAAAAUUGAUAUGAACCCAUCAGAAACAGCUUAUAAGGAUGCUGUUUUUAUUUCUACACAUAAAUUCGUUGGUGGUCCAGGUACACCAGGUAUUCUGGUUGCAAAAAAGCAUCUAUUUCACAACAUUGUUCCGUGUGGCUGUGGUGGUGGUACAGUCAAUUUUGUAACGCGACUCCAUACUGAAUAUAUUCAUGAUAUUGAAAUACGUGAAGAAGGUGGAACGCCUGAUAUCAUUGGCUCGAUUCGAGCUGGUUUAGUUUUUCAAUUAAAAGAUACCGUUGGUCAUGAUCUUAUUCAGAAACGUGAAGAUGAAUUGGUUGAAAAAUUUUUUCGACGUUUUAAAAAUAUAAAUUCAUUAAUUAUACUUGGCUCACAGAGUGUUUCUCGUCUUGCAAUUUUUUCAUUUUUAAUUUAUGUACCAAUGAUAAAAAAAUAUUUACAUUAUAAUUUUAUUUGUUCGUUAUUAAAUGAUUUAUUUGGUAUUCAAGUACGAUCCGGUUGUGCUUGUGCUGGACCCUAUGUUUUAGAUUUACUUGGCAUUGAUGAUGAAAAAGCACAUGUUUAUGCAAUGUUCCUCGCUGAAGAUUCAAAUGCUCGGAUCGAUGAAGAAAAUAAUCAAAUAGAAAGAAAUCUUUUGAUAAAACCUGGUUUUACUCGUCUUAAUUUAUCAUAUUUUGCAAGUAACGAGGAAAUCGAUUAUAUUUUGAAUGCAAUAGAAUUUAUUGCUACAUAUGGAUGGCAAUUUUUACCAUUAUAUACGUACAAUCCGUCGACCGGCGUUUGGCAUCAUCGAGAUGUAGCUAUUGAAAAGUAUUUAUUAAAUUAUCAUAGUUUAAAACAGAUUCAUUACGAAAAUGGGCAAAUGAAAGCGGAUGACCCAGAAUCUGACAACAAAUUGUAUCUUCCAAGUCAAUCGACAGAUAUAUCUACGCCAGAUAAUCUUUUUCAUAAAGCUGAAACUAUUGCAAAAGAUAUUUCAGAGCGAACUCCUGAUUAUCAAAAUGAUCCUGAACUAAAUAUCUUAGAUAAAUAUAAACAUUUCAUUUGGUUUGCUUUGCCUAAAGAUAUUGCUCAAAUUCAAAUUUCGACUACAAUCGACAAGACAGCAUUUCCGGCAAUUACCGAUCGUGAUACUAAUUAA
This is a messenger RNA of Rotaria socialis, 2184 nucleotides long. Lineage: Eukaryota; Metazoa; Rotifera; Eurotatoria; Philodinida; Philodinidae. The record is from the annotation of a GenBank genome assembly.